Molecule: messenger RNA, 3702 nt
Organism: Calidris pugnax (ruff)
Lineage: Eukaryota; Metazoa; Chordata; Aves; Charadriiformes; Scolopacidae
Gene: AK5
Product: adenylate kinase 5
Exons: 14
Coding region: 188-1915 (575 amino acids)
Biological process (GO): nucleoside triphosphate biosynthetic process
Cellular component (GO): cytoplasm; cytosol
Molecular function (GO): ATP binding; nucleoside diphosphate kinase activity
Source: RefSeq, a predicted model, not a curated record
AAACGUGCCCUCGGCUCCCUCCGUGCAGCGGGGACGGGGAGGCGGGCAGCCUGCCUCCCUCCUCCCCCACGCACCCCCCGCCCCGGCUCGCCCGCCCGCCCGCGGAAGCCUCGCCGAGGCUCCCGCAUUGCACCGCCGCGCCGGGGCUCGGCGCUGCCCACCCGCGCCCCCGUCCCCGGCUGGCGGUAUGAGCGCCGGCGAGGCGAAGGAGUAUCUGGCCCGCAGGGAGAUCCCGCAGCUUUUCGAGAGUCUGUUGAAUGGAUUAAUGUGUUACAAACCCGAUGACCCAAUUGAAUAUUUGGAGAGCUGCUUGCAGAAAGUGAGAGAGCUUGGAGGGACAGAAAAAGUGAAAUGGGACACUUUUGUCAGCCCAGAAAAGAAGACCCUACCUCCACUCAAUGGAGGACAACCCAGGAGGUCUUUUCUCAGGAAUGUGAUGCCUGACAAUUCUAACUUCCCAUACCGACGGUAUGACCGACUCCCUCCCAUCCAACAGUUUUCGAUAGAAAGCGACACCGACCUCUCUGAAACUGCUGAGCUAAUUGAGGAGUACGAUGUAUUUGAUCCUGCAAGACCUCGACCAAAAAUUAUCCUUGUCAUAGGUGGCCCAGGAAGUGGUAAAGGAACACAGAGUUUGAAAAUAGCGGAACGUUAUGGAUUUAACUACAUAUCAGUUGGUGAAUUGUUGAGGAAGAAGAUCCACAGCACAAGCAGUAAUAGAAAAUGGAGUCUAAUUGCCAAAAUAAUUACUACUGGAGAACUGGCCCCUCAGGAAACAACCAUAACUGAGAUAAAGCAGAGAUUAAUGCAGAUCCCCGAUGAAGAGGGUAUAGUGAUUGAUGGAUUUCCCAGAGAUGUUGCCCAGGCAAUCUCCUUUGAGGACCAAAUCUGUACCCCAGAUUUGGUGGUGUUUCUGGCGUGUUCCAGUCAAAGGCUGAAAGAAAGGUUACUGAAGCGUGCUGAACAGCAAGGGAGACCUGAUGAUAACCUGAAAGCCACUCAAAGAAGACUAAUGAAUUUCAAGCAGAAUGCCGUCCCAUUGGUUAAAUAUUUCCAGGAAAAAGGGCUAAUCAUCACAUUUGACGCAGACAGAGAUGAAGAAGAAGUGUUCUUUGACAUAAGUUCGGCAGUUGACAAUAAACUAUUUGCAAACAAAGAAGCUGCAGCAGGGCCAAAUGAACUUGAUUGCAGUCUGAUUAUGGAUUCUGGAGAUGCUGUUUAUACAGAAUUUGACUUUGAAGACCAGGAGGAGGAUCAGUCAAGUUUUUCUGGUUAUGAGAGCACAGGAGACUUUUCAGAAGAUUUAAGGAAAUCAAACAUCAUUAUUGUAGUCGGUGGCCCUGGCUCUGGCAAAGGUACCCAAUGCGAACAGUUAGCCAAGAAAUAUGGAUUUACUCACCUUUCCACUGGUGACCUUCUCCAAAAUGAGUUAUUGUCAUUAUCAGAGAGAAGUAAAUUGAUCAAAGACAUCAUGGAAUGUGGUGAACCUGUGCCUGGUGAUAUUGUCCUAGAGCUACUGAAGGAAGCCAUGGUUUCCAAGUUAGGGGAUGCAAAAGGAUUCCUGAUUGAUGGGUAUCCCCGGGAACUGAAAGAAGCAGAAGAGUUUGAGAGCAAGAUUGGGGAACCAAAACUUGUGUUCUGCCUGGACUGCUCUGCAGAAACCAUGAGCAGUCGCCUCCUGAUGAGUAACCAGAGCAGUCAGCACUCUGAUAACCCCAAAACCAUCAAGGAAGGAAUCGAAAGCUAUUACCAAGCGUCAAUACCUGUGAUUGCAUACUAUGAAAGGAAGACACAGUUAUGCAAGGUCGAUGCAGAAGGAACGCAGGAGGAUGUUUUUCUGGAAAUCUGCAAGACAAUGGACUCUUUUCUGAAAAAGGAAGAGGCAGCCUUUUCUUUUCCAGCAGAACCGCAGUAACGGUGUGUUCCAGCCUCACCCCACGUGCACUCGGCAGCCACGAUGGCGACGCUGCUCACAGCAAUACCGCUUGCUCGAGAGGCGCCUGGAAUUUGUGCAUGUGGUAUGUUAUUUUAGAUGAAACCUUUUUUUUUUUUUUUUUUUUUUUUCUUUUCCUCUGUUCUGACAACGCACGGGGUAGGAAGUGGUCUGUGUGCUGACUCCACACUGAGAACUCUCUGGUGUUUCCCUGGUUGGUUGCUCUUCCCGGGUUAAAAGCGGCGUCGGUGACCAACAGCUCUGGGUUGUGUCCCGUGGUCUCACCCAACCGAUGGGAAGUCAGACAGCGCCCGGCCAGCAGCCAGCUCCUCAGCCCCAUCACUCGCCAUCUCGCAUGUUACGAUGACUGCACACAAGUCUCCCACUGGUUAUUAGUUUCUUUUAAUUAACAGUAUUAAUUUCUGCGGUAUCACUUAGCUUGUUCUUGGGUUUUAGCGACUAAAAUCUGUUCUCUGUUACACACAGCUGUGGAACAGCUGGAAUUAGCCAAGCUAGAAGUUAAAAUAAACUUUUCCCGUGUCCCCAGCACACUAUUGUAACCAGAAUAAUGAAUUGAAGAUAAGGUUGAAUACUGUGGCAGUCUGUCAGUCCACCCCGGGGGAGCAGACACCAUUGCUGAGACAGCCUUGUCUUCUGCUGGGAACUGUAGGCUAUUAUGAAUGACGACUUCCCAGGUCUGUGAGCUGAGGUGAAAAGAAUGAUUGUCUUGUACAGUUAAACGUGCAAUCCAGUGAUUGUCCAUAUUAACAGCAGUUUUACUAUAUUAAUUAAGGUCUAUAUUUAAAGUUGACUAUGAGCCAGAAUGUAUGAAGAUGUCUUUAAGUCAUACUUUGCAAGUAUUUCAAAUGCAAAAUUCAGAUCAUCGUCUGUUGUCUUGUAGGGGCAUUGCCAAAACUUUUUUUUUGGGGGGAAAAAAAAGGAAAAAAAAAAAAAAGGAAAACGUUGAUUCCUAUUGCUUGCAUCUUUAGUAAGCCAUUUAUUUAUAUCUGUCAUAUCUGCAAAAAAGUUUGUAAAGAUCAUACCAUAUUUCCAUUAAGUUAACCAAAAUGUUGUGGAGUUUCUUUGGUAUUCUGAUAGCUAAAUAAAAGCUUGUUUGACAUUCCUGUAAAGUAACUGCAUCCUUGUACUGGAGCUACUGGAUGAAUUCACAGUCGAAGUGGGUUGCAUGAUUGCUCUUACUGUCAAAGUUGUACUUUCCGCGGCAGAUUUGUAUUUUUAAAGUUCCCUUUCUUGUAAUGAAGACAUAAUACAAAUAAAACACGUACAAAAAUGAGGAGUAACGAUUUCUGUUACAGCAUAUGUGGGUUUAACCCUUUUCAAAGCGCAGUACAUGGCUCGGAAACGCAGCUCAGUCACACGCUUACGCAGUGCGGCCUUUCGCCAGUCAGGGCACAUUCUUCUAUGCUUUUUUAAUUCCUGCAAAUGCUAAUUCAAUUAUUUUGUAAGGGACUGGUUUAGGUACCUUCUUAUCCUUCAUAUCCUGGACGUUCCUUCUUUCCCGGGUCCUUUUACAGCCUACAUUUUACCUCUGAUGCUCUGGGAAGUGCUUCUCCAGCUCCAGACCAGCGCCAUUAAGCGCCCGGUGACGUCUGCAGCGCAACAGCUUUAAGCCAGAGACUUUCAUAACCCAUCAGCUCCAGAAGGUGGGUUUUUCUAACCCCAGCCCUGAAGCACUAGUGGCUGCCUGGGGUGGUAUUGGGAAAAAAAAAAAAAAAGAAAGUAAAAUAUUCUGGAGUUACCAUGAAGUU